AGGUACACCCAGAAAGGAGAAAGGAUGGAAAUAUCGAUCCAGUCAAUUGCGCUGGCGACGGUCCUGGCCGUCCUGACGACAUUGGCAUGGAUGGUGGUGAAUUGGGCGUGGCUGAGGCCGAAGAGGCUCGAGGGGCUCCUGAGACAGCAAGGCCUCUCCGGCAGACCCCACACCUUCCUGUUCGGAGACCUCAAGGAGAUAUCGCGGCUGAUGAGAGAAGCCAAGUCCAAGCCCUUCGGCCUCUCCGACGACAUCAAGCCUCGUCUCUUGCCUCUCGUGCAUCAAUCCUUCCAAACCUAUGGCAAAAAUUCGUUCAUGUGGAUAGGCCCAACACCAACAGUGAACAUAACGAACCCCGAGCUCCUAAAGGAGAUUUUCUCCAAGAUGUACGACUAUCGCAAGCCACCCCGCAGUCCCCUGUUGAAAUUGCUCUUCGGUGGACUCGCUUUCCACGAGGGCAAGAAAUGGGUUCAGCACAGGAAGAUUAUCAAUCCAGCAUUCCACGUGGAGAAGUUGAAGCUUACGUUGCCCGCUUUUUAUUCAAGUUGCACUGAAAUGGUUGGUAGAUGGGAAUAUUUGGUAUCAGAGGUGAGAUCAUGUGAGGUCGACGCCUGGGUUGACCUUCAAAAUUUGUCCCGUGACUUGAUCUCUCGGACAGCAUUUGGUAGUAGAUAUGCAGAAGGCAAAAGGAUCUUUGAACUUCAGGAGGAACUAGCCCUGCUCACGAUGAAAGCCCUUCAAUCAGUCUACAUCCCUGGCUGGAGGUUUCUGCCAACUAGGAUGAACAGGAGGAUGAAGAACAUAGAUAAAGAAGUGCAGGCUCUGCUCAUGGAUAUCAUCCGCAGAAGAGAGAAAGCAAUAAGGGGAGGGGAAGCAGCUGGCGAUGAUCUGCUGGGGCUGUUGCUGGAGUCAAACAUGAAGGAGAAUGCCGGGAUGAGCUUCCACGAUGUGACUGAGGAGUGCAAGUUUUUCUACGUCGCUGGACAAGAGACCACUUCGGUUUUGCUAGUAUGGACCAUGGUCUUGUUGAGCGUGCACCCAGAUUGGCAAGCCCGAGCUAGGGAGGAGGUCCUCCAAACCUUUGGAAGCAGAAAACCUGACUUUGGCGAAUUAAGCCACCUCAAGAUUGUCACGAUGAUCUUGAAUGAGGUGCUGAGGCUAUACCCUCCUGUAAUCACAUUGGCACGAGAGGUUCACAAGGAAACAAAACUGGGGAAGCUGACAUUACCCACGGGAGUCCAGGUCUCGAUGCCGACUCUCCUCAUCCACCGUGAUAAAGAACUGUGGGGCGAGGAUGCUGAGGAGUUCAAGCCUGAGAGGUUUGCAGAGGGAGUGUCCGAGGCUACCAAGAACCAAGUCUCCUUUUUCCCAUUUGGAUGGGGCCCUCGUACAUGUGUUGGCCAGAACUUUGCAAUGUUAGAGGCAAAGAUCGUGCUCGCCAUGAUACUUCAGCAAUUCUCAUUCGAGCUCUCUCCAUUUUAUGUGCAUGCCCCUUGCAAUGUCCUCACCCUCCAGCCACAGCAUGGUGUUCAAGUGAUCUUGCACAAGGUAAACUAGAAAAGUUACAGAUUAGG
This is a messenger RNA of Eucalyptus grandis, 1574 nucleotides long. RefSeq names its product cytochrome P450 72A15. NCBI's taxonomy places the organism in Eukaryota, Viridiplantae, Streptophyta, Magnoliopsida, Myrtales, Myrtaceae. Gene Ontology annotation, molecular function: iron ion binding; heme binding; oxidoreductase activity, acting on paired donors, with incorporation or reduction of molecular oxygen. The transcript has 5 exons. The coding region runs from base 25 to 1557 and encodes 510 amino acids. The record is from RefSeq and is a predicted model, not a curated record.